Messenger RNA from Arabidopsis arenosa, 2612 nucleotides. NCBI's taxonomy places the organism in Eukaryota, Viridiplantae, Streptophyta, Magnoliopsida, Brassicales, Brassicaceae. The record is from the annotation of a GenBank genome assembly.
ACAGGUCCCAAAAUUAAAACUUUUGGAUUUGUUCUUCUUCUAUGGCAACUGACGAAGGUGAUUUGUCAGCUCGUUACCAGAGCACGUUGGAUGCAUUGUCGUCUUUGAUCACUAAACGCGGCCGUUUUGCCAGUAACAACCAAUCUCACCGAUUCCGUUUGCUCUUUCAUUAUCUCAAGGUUCUUGAGCUUGAAGAUGCAGUCUCACAAAUGAAAAUUAUUCAUGUGGCUGGAACUAAAGGAAAGGGAUCAACAUGUACAUUUGCGGAAUCUAUUCUUCGUUGUUACGGUCUUCGAACUGGUCUCUUUACAUCUCCUCACUUAAUCGAUGUCCGAGAGAGAUUCCGUCUUAACGGCAUAGAGAUAAGCCAGGAGAAAUUUGUGGACUACUUUUGGUGUUGCUUUCAUAAGCUCAAGGAGAAAACCAGCAAUGAGAUUCCAAUGCCUACUUACUUCUGCUUCCUUGCAUUGUUAGCUUUCAAGAUUUUCGCAACAGAACAGGUUGAUGUUGUUAUACUAGAAGUUGGCUUAGGUGGGAGGUUUGAUGCGACUAAUGUGAUUCAAAAACCUGUCGUCUGUGGUAUUUCUUCUCUAGGGUAUGACCAUAUGGAAAUUCUUGGAUACACACUUGCUGAAAUUGCUGCAGAGAAAGCCGGUAUCUUCAAGAGUGGAGUUCUGGCUUUUACAGUGCCUCAACCUGAUGAAGCCAUGCGUGUACUUAAUGAGAAAGCUUCAAAAUUGGAGGUGAAUCUGCAGGUGGUGGAAGCAUUGGACUCAAGCCAGAGACUCGGGCUUCAAGGCGAACAUCAAUAUCUAAACGCUGGUCUUGCUGUUGCGUUGUGUUCUACAUUUCUUAAAGAGAUUGGUAUUGAGGACAAGAAUGGACUGAAUCAAACAAACGGUUUACCCGAAAAAUUCAUCUCUGGAUUGUCGAAUGCUUAUUUGAUGGGACGAGCUAUGGUAGUGCCUGAUUCAGAACUCCCUGAAGAGAUUGUGUAUUACCUUGAUGGAGCUCAUAGUCCCGAGAGCAUGGAAGCUUGCGCUAUAUGGUUUUCAAAACAGAUCAAACAAAACCAAGAAAGAAACCAGAGAAGAUCAGAGCAGAUACUCUUGUUCAAUUGUAUGUCUGUUCGUGACCCGAGUUUGCUUCUUCCGCGAUUAAGAAGCAAAUGCAUUGAUCAAGGAGUUGAUUUCAAGAGAGCCAUUUUUGUACCAAACGUAUCAGUGUACAACCAAGUGGGUUCUUCGUCAGAGGUUGCCACACGUGUCGAGUCGAUGUCGUGGCAGUUCGGUCUUCAGAGGCUUUGGGAGAGUUUGGCUAGAGGUGAAACAAAAUCUAAUUCAAGAAGUGACUCUAAAGGCAACGGAGAAGAUAAGAGUUUUGUUUUCUCGUCACUUCCUUUGGCCAUUGACUGGCUCCGGGACAAUGCUCGCCAAAGUAAACAAGUUCGUUUUCAGGUAUUGGUAACUGGUUCAUUACAUUUGACGGAAGCUAGGGUUGGUGUGAGCUCAGGGCAUGGCGUAGCUUCGUCUUCUCAUCGUUUAACGCAGGACCAGAGAUCACAUAUCGAAUCGGCGUCUCAGCUCUUAGCCGGAGGACUCGCCGGUGCUUUUAGCAAGACUUGUACUGCUCCUCUCUCUCGUCUCACCAUUCUCUUCCAGGUGCAAGGUAUGCACACAAAUGCUGAAGCUCUAAGAAAGCCAAGCAUAUUACACGAGGCGUCACGGAUAUUGAAUGAAGAAGGAUUGAAGGCUUUUUGGAAAGGGAAUCUAGUUACUAUUGCUCACCGGCUUCCAUAUUCUUCGGUCAAUUUCUACGCAUAUGAACACUACAAGAAGUUCAUGUAUAUGGUUACUGGGAUGGAAAAUCACAAGGCGAGUAUAAGCUCAAACGUUUUUGUACAUUUUGUAGCCGGUGGUUUGGCUGGAAUCACAGCUGCUUCUGCCACUUAUCCGCUUGAUCUUGUUAGAACUCGUCUUGCUGCUCAGACAAAUGUAAUCUACUACACAGGUAUCUGGCAUACUCUGCGCACUAUUACAACCGAUGAAGGUAUCUUGGGCCUCUACAAGGGACUAGGAACAACGCUUGUGGGUGUUGGGCCUAGUAUUGCCAUUAGCUUUUCUGUGUAUGAAUCAUUGAGAUCUUAUUGGAGGUCAACUAGGCCCCAUGAUUCCCCUGUCAUGGUCAGUCUAGCUUGUGGAAGUCUUUCAGGAAUAGCAUCAUCAACAGCCACGUUUCCAUUGGAUCUGGUGAGAAGAAGGAAGCAGCUAGAAGGAAUAGGCGGGCGAGCGUUAGUGUACAAGACAGGUUUGUUAGGCACACUAAAGCGUAUAGUUCAGACGGAAGGAGCAAGAGGUUUGUACAGAGGAAUUCUUCCAGAGUACUACAAAGUGGUACCUGGUGUUGGGAUUUGCUUCAUGACCUACGAGACACUCAAGCUUUACUUCAAAGAUCUUUCCUCAAAGCUAUAACGGUUUAAUAUGUUGGUAGAUUUUUAGGUCUAUUUUUGGUGAGAGGAAAAAAACUGUAAACCAAACAGCGGAAAAUGAUAAUGUAUACGAAAUGUAGAAUUAUAUGUAGUUGUUGGAUGUAGCUUAUACGAGAUUAACAUU